AUGAAUACUAAACUAUUUAUUUUUCUCUUCUUAUGUUUAUCAUGUACAAUAUCGGGAUCUCUUGAAUUGGUAAGUUGAACAUACAUUGUUUAUAAUGUUCAGGCGUCGAACGACGACCCCGUUACAAUGCUGGUGUCCACAUUGGAUGGUUAUUUAACGGCAGUUGACGCCAAAACCGGAAGAGAAAAAUGGAGAUACAAAGAAAGUAAGGUAUCAUUUUUUAUCCGCAUCCUUGUUUAGGCCCUAUCGUUGAGAGUCCGCACAAGGUUCGUCAAGACUUUUCUUUUAUUCCCAAUCCUCGGAAUGGGGAACUGUACCUUGUCGCAGAUCAGCAUCUCAGCAGAUUGCCUUUUACGAUACCUCAGUUGGUUAAAACGUCUCCAUGUAAAAGUUCUGACGGUAUUCUAUAUGCAGGUUUGUUACUGAAGAAUUGGCUUGUAUUUGGAUUUAGGCAGUAAGAAAGACGUUUGGAUUGCUAUGAACCCAGAAAGUGGUGUACAUGAGGAGACUGUCCCUCCUCAAAAUGCAAAUAGCUGCCCAGUGGGUAAUCCCGAAACGAUAUUCAUUGGUCGAACCGAAUAUAAGGUUACUAUGAUUGAUACAAAAAAGAAAGAGAAGCAGUGGAAUGCCACGUUUAUUGACUAUUCUUCUCAUCUCUUGCCAGGUAUGCUAGAAUGAUCUUUUGAUUUACUCGUUUUAGUUGACCAUCGGUAUCCAUAUCAACACUUUCACUCCGUAGCCGAUGGCAGAUUGAUAACCGUAGAUGCGGACACCAGGCAAGUCAAAUGGAGGAAGAAUUUCAAGAGCGUGGUAGUGAAUCUUUACCUACUAAAGGGCGAUGGAAUGCACAGAAUCCCCAGCACGUCAGUCGGGCAAGUUGCCUUCGACACAUUACAAGAGGUCAGUUACUUUUUAACUUUAUUGGAAUCAUUAAAAUUAACCCGUGGUCAUCGAGUUAA
Bursaphelenchus xylophilus (pine wood nematode) is the source of this 959-nucleotide messenger RNA. The record is from the annotation of a GenBank genome assembly. NCBI's taxonomy places the organism in Eukaryota, Metazoa, Nematoda, Chromadorea, Rhabditida, Aphelenchoididae.